Messenger RNA from Solanum lycopersicum (tomato), 1825 nucleotides. RefSeq lists its product as uncharacterized. The record is from RefSeq and is a predicted model, not a curated record. NCBI's taxonomy places the organism in Eukaryota, Viridiplantae, Streptophyta, Magnoliopsida, Solanales, Solanaceae.
UAAGAUAAUUUAUGUACUUAUACUUUAAAACUUAAAAAGGACUAUAUUUCGCGCUUAAACUAGAAAACAAGUUGAAUUUUCUCAUUCGAUUUAGGGUUCAUUUUCAUGGCGGAAGCAAAUAAUUUCACUCUAUCUUCUUCAUUCCUCAAACAAGUUUACUUGUAUGAUUGGUGGUUGAUUAAAGUUGAAACUGGUGAUGGAAGCAAGCGAUUGGGUGUUGGAGGUUUCACUGCAAAAGAGAGACCAGAUGGAAGAGUUUUCCACUCCACAACAAUUGCGAAGAGGCAUGAUACUACCACUUUAGUGACGGAGGAUGGUAUCACCAUUCUUCUUAGCGGUUUCAUUAACAGGUGCCGAACUCUUCAAAAUGGCUUCUCAUCAGAGGUUUGCAAGCAGUUCCUUCUUGGAUUUCCAUACAACUGGGAAGAGUCUGCUGCUGUGUCAUUUGGAGAAUCAACCAAUGAAAAUGCAGCCUCUAGAAUUUCUGAUUUCUCAGAGUCAGCAAAUGCAUCAGCUGAUUGCACAAGUAGUUCCUUUACACUGUCCGUUGAUCAUCUUUCCCCCAAUGUUUUACGAGAUCUCUUAAUAUCGGCUGCUGGUGACCCAGAAGGCGGCAUGCUAAGAAAGAGUAUUUUUAAUGAAAUAGUGCAGAAAUAUGGUAACAAUGCUUUUAAUGUCGAUGAAGCUUCUUCUUUGAACCAAAAAAGUGGUAAUCAGGUCACCCCUCAAAGUCCUUCACUGAAUGGAAGUCCUAGUCAAAAGAAGAAAGCUAAAACAAACCGGAAACAAGAGGAUAGCUGUAUAGCAGAUGCAAAAUCUGGUAAAGAAAAAUUGCCAGAAGCUACUCCAAAAGAUAUGCCAGAAAAGAGAGUUUUGGAUAGACUUCUGCAUAGAAGUGGUGACGAUGUUCCUAUCGUUGGUGAAAAUUCUUGUUUAAACCAAAAAAGUGGAAAUCAAGUCUCAAGCAGGGGUCCUUCACUGGAUGAAACUCCUUAUAAAAAGAAGAAAACUAGAGCUAAUUUGAGGAAAGAAGAUGAUAAGCAUGUGCCCAAUGCACAAUGUAGAAAAGAAGUGCUUCCGAAAUGUAAUGAUGAGAGUGGAACAGAUAUUGAUAAGAAUAGCUCAAGUAGUAGCGCUUUAACAAGAGAUAAAGCUAGCUUAUAUAAGAAAACCAAAAUUUACCUUACACAAGAAGAAAAGAGAGAUGUGCACAAAGUAUCUGGACAAGGAGAUUUUGGGAUAGUAAACAUCACUAACUCGAGUAAUGGUCCAUUGACAAGAAGCAGAGCUAAAAUGAAACGGGUAAAAGAACAAGGUCAAGAAGGACAUAGAUAUCUGUGAAGGUGUUAUGGGAGUUCUGUUGUGCAGAUUAGCUACCCGUGGAUAUUAAUCUGGAAAUUCCUCAAAUCAUAACUUUUAUGGAUUUGUCACUUUGUUAUUGUAGUUCACAGGGGAGGUAAAUUUCGAAGGUUAUGUUUUUCUUGUUUUUGUUAUGGAUUACAUCACAUCUCCUGAAUUUAGCGUUUAAUUAAGUGGAUAGGGAUUUUCUGACAACAAAAAAGCUUUUCUCCCCAACCGAGGUGAGUAUCAAAUGGUUCAUGCCUGGGAGUAAACAUGAUCUUUAUCGAUGUUGAGGCAAGUAUGGACAAGACAAAGAAUAGCUGGUGGAAUACUGUGCCUUGUUCCUGGUGUGUGGUUUGGUGAGAAAGGAACUCCAUGUGUUCUGAAGAGAAGGAUUACAGACGAUUAAGUUAGAUUGUCUUUUGUUGUUUCAUUUUUGGUGUAAACUGAAAUCUGCUAAUGAGACAGAAACUCUAUUAGAGUU